Molecule: messenger RNA, 1499 nt
Organism: Osmia lignaria (orchard mason bee)
Lineage: Eukaryota; Metazoa; Arthropoda; Insecta; Hymenoptera; Megachilidae
Product: AN1-type zinc finger protein 2A
Biological process (GO): proteasome-mediated ubiquitin-dependent protein catabolic process; protein targeting to ER
Cellular component (GO): endoplasmic reticulum; cytoplasm
Molecular function (GO): zinc ion binding
Source: RefSeq, a predicted model, not a curated record
CUAACCUCAACGAUUAGGGUCGCCACUUUCGACUUACUUGAAAGCAAUGUCAUGAUUAAUUUGCGUUAUUCUCUAAAUGACGCGAUUAUUCCGUCCGUUUCGUAAGUUUGCUAGUUUUAUAUUCGCCUGAAAUUUUACAAGUCAGUCACUCGUGCCAAUUCAAAGUGUACUUUUAAAUCUUAGGAGAGGAACUAUUUGAAAUACAAAUCUUUUUCAUAGACCUUGUGAACUUUAAUAAUGUAAUAAAAACAUGAAACGAUUCAUCGGAGCGUUUGUUUUACAGUGAUACGUGGUAUAAACGAAAUGUUAAUUUUCAUUUGCCAGACACAUUUUAAUAAAUUUGCUUCAACGUGACUCAAGAUUGCUCUUGUCAAAAAUGGAAUUCCCAAACUUAGGCGAGCACUGCUCUGAAAAGAGCUGCAAUCGAUUGGACUUUUUACCUGUAAAAUGUGAUGCAUGUUCAGGAAUAUUUUGUGCAGAACAUAUGUCAUACACUGACCAUAGCUGUCCAAGUGCUUAUAAAAAAGAUAUACAGGUUCCAGUAUGUCCUCUUUGCAAUACACCAGUACCUACAAAACGUGGAGAUCCUCCAGAUAUAGCAGUCGGACAACAUAUAGAUAAUGAAUGCCAAUCGGAGUUAAGAAAACCUAGGCAAAAAAUUUUCUCCAAUAGAUGUUCAUCUAAGGGUUGCAAAAUCAAAGAAAUUGUUCAAAUACGUUGUUCCGAUUGCGGUAAAAAUUUCUGUCUUAAACAUAGACAUCCGACGGAUCACGCGUGUGUAGGCCAAGAAGAAGCUACUCGAAGAAAAAGAUUGGAUGCGCUCGAUAACAAUGUGAAAGUAAAUAGAAGAAAUGGCGAAAUAUUUAAGACCUAUCAGGGUAGUAUGAGCGAAGACGAAGCUCUCGCUAGAGCUCUCCAGGCUUCCCUGCAAGAAGAAGAUACUGCUAGGCGACGAACUCUCGAAACCGUUCCUUCUGAAAAUAGAGAUAGGUGUAGACUUUCAUAAAAUCUUCACACAAAUUUUUAUAAACGUUGCAAGGUACGUUCUUUAACCGCACAAACAUAGAGAAAUAAUUAUACCUUUUAGAGAUUUCGAUCUUCUGCUUAAAAAACAGUUUAAUGCUACUCAAUUAGCAUAUUGAAAAGUCAUGACUUACCUUGUAACUUUACCUUUCUAUUUCCUCACCUUAAAAUACUCUGUUCACAUAAACUCUUAGAGAUUUCAUUAUGUACUUCUAGAAAUUCUAUAGAUUUACAGGUGAUAUACAUUACAUUAUCAUUUUAAGUUAUUUUUAUAGGGUUUGAUGAAACCCUCAAAAAUGAGGGAGACUUAAAUUAUUUUUGUUCUUUUUGUUUUAAGUUUGAUUUAAAGCAUGUUACUGAAAGUACUACUUUUUAAUAAUAAAGCAAAUAGGAAGGGUUCUAAAGGUUGUGCUUGCACAAGGAUAAUGGUUUUAUCAAUAAAAGCUAAUCAUUUUAAAGUUUAAAUCAUAGUCUAA